AUGAUGGUUCCUUGGUACCCGACUUUGGGAAAUCAUGAUUGGGCGAUGCUACCGGCAGAUACUGAAGGGGAUCGAAAAGGGAAUGGAUGGGCGCAGAUUGAGUACAGUGCUCAUGGCUCUGGCAGAUGGACCUUUCCAGAUCUCUUUUACACCAUCGAAUACACAACGUCCGAUGAUACGAAGGUCAAAAUCAUCAUGAUUGAGACGACUUCUCUUACUGGCAUUCACAGUAGCAAGAAACCAGGCCCAGAUCGGACUGAUCAAAACUGCAAAAACCCGUACAACUUGGACUGCGAGCUAAAACGACUGAACCCACUUUUUCCCGAGCUCGUAGAAUGGGCUUGGGAAUGGGUUGAAAACGAGCUUGAGAGUUCUGGCGAUGUUGACUAUCUGUUCGCAGCGGGACAUUAUCAAAUUGUCGAAACUGGUGGCAUCUGGGACUAUCAGCUCUUCCGUCAUCUCGACCCGCUUUUUGAGAAGUACGGAGUUCAAGCGUAUUUUCAAGGGCACCGGCAUACACAUGAACAUGCAACGAGAUCACCAAAGAUUCAACCAGAAGGUCUCGACUUUGAGCUGCCAGGGUCUGUGCAUUACAUUACCACAGGAGCAGGAGCCCAUUAUGAUACAGAAACAAUGCUAUUUGAGCAGUACUUGGGCCAGGAUAUUCCGACUCGAUCAGGCUGCCAUCCAAAAUUCGAGAAACAAGGAAAUGAUAUGGGAGAAGCUAUCUGCUACUAUUAUUGGGCGAAUCAAAAUAGCUCUAAGCAAGAAGAUGGCGGUUUCGUCUCAGUAAAAAUCACAAAAGAAAAAGCGAUCGUACGAAUGAUCACUUCCGAAACAUACUCUGAUGAAAAUGGACGAUCAAUCGGACAUGAGUUUGAAAUUCUUCCCCGAAACAAAUAA
Messenger RNA from Oikopleura dioica, 903 nucleotides. Lineage: Eukaryota; Metazoa; Chordata; Appendicularia; Copelata; Oikopleuridae. The record is from the annotation of a GenBank genome assembly.